Messenger RNA from Gastrolobium bilobum, 1939 nucleotides. RefSeq names its product transcription factor TGA2.3-like. The record is from RefSeq and is a predicted model, not a curated record. Bases 178 to 1563 code for a protein of 461 amino acids. Lineage: Eukaryota; Viridiplantae; Streptophyta; Magnoliopsida; Fabales; Fabaceae. Gene Ontology annotation, molecular function: sequence-specific DNA binding; DNA-binding transcription factor activity. The transcript has 11 exons. Gene Ontology annotation, biological process: DNA-templated transcription; regulation of DNA-templated transcription.
UGUUUAGAAGCUUGUUAAAUUGUGGUUUUCUUGUUGAAGAUGUUGUUUGCUGAGGUUUAUUUAUUUAUUUGAGGUGGGUUUGACCAAAGUUGUGUGCUUUAUGAAAUGGGUUCAGGGCAUCCUCGGAUUAAGGUUUGUGGAGAGAUAAGAUGGUCGUUGUGCUGAGCAUGGUUAUUGAUGGGUAGUAGAAGCAGAACGGUAAACGUUAACACUAAAGACGCUAACAAGGUUGUGAACGGGAUGCCAAGCUACGCUCCUCCAUUGCCUUCUUCUUCUAACUCAAUGGGCAUGGAAGCAACUAAUGUUCAUCCUUCUCGAAUUUCUGAAUUUGGAACCCUUGAGCAAUCUCUUGGAUUUCGUGUUGAGGAUACCAUCAAUCUUAGCAGAAAUCCAAUGUUUAGUCAAAUGAAGUCAAAUAGCCAAGCUCUAGGUGCUGAUGUUCAAUUUGGUGCUUUAAGUAAGACACAGUCAAUUGCAAACUCGGAUAUAAACCUCUCUGCUGCGAUUGCUGGGUCUCAGACAUUGCCAUUACAGAAAGACUCACAACAUAAUCUGACUUCGACAUCUGCUGGUCAUCGUGAGAACUGGGGAGAGUCCAACAUGGCUGAUGCGAGCCCUACUUCAACAGAGGAUACAGAUGAUAAAAAUCAAAUGCCUGAAAGGGGUGAGUCUAGUGAUAGAUCAAAAGAUAAAACAGAUCAAAAGACGUUACGACGGCUAGCUCAAAAUCGUGAGGCUGCCAGAAAAAGCCGACUGAGGAAAAAGGCAUAUGUACAACAAUUAGAGAGUAGUAGGCUGAAACUGACCCAACUUGAGCAAGAGCUCCAGCGAGCUCGCCAACAGGGAAUAUUUAUUUCAAGCACAGGAGAUCAGGCCCAUUCAAUGAGUGGAAAUGGCGCUAUGGCAUUUGAUGCAGAGUAUGCACGAUGGUUAGAAGAGCAUAAUAGACAAACCAAUGAACUAAGGGCUGCAAUAAAUUCUCAUGCUGGAGAUAUUGAACUUCGUACCAUUGUUGACAAUUUCAUGACACAAUUUGAUGAUAUCUUCAGGCUGAAAGGCGUUGCUGCAAAAGCUGAUGUUUUCCACAUUCUAUCAGGGAUGUGGAAGACUCCAGCUGAGAGGUGUUUCAUGUGGAUUGGAGGCUUUCGCUCAUCUGAAAUUCUGAAGCUUCUUGUAAAUCAAUUGGAGCCUUUAACUGAGCAACAACUGAUGGGCAUAUACAACUUGCAGCAGUCAUCCCAGCAGGCUGAAGAGGCUCUAUCCCAAGGAAUGGAUGCAUUGCAGCAAUCACUAUCUGAGACAUUGGCUAAUGGUUCACCUAGCCCAUCAGGUUCUUCUGGAAAUGUGGCAAAUUAUAUGGGGCAAAUGGCUAUGGCCAUGGGAAAGCUCGGUACUCUUGAGGGGUUUCUUCGCCAGGCUGAUAAUCUGCGGCAGCAAACAUUACAACAAAUGCUUAGGAUAUUAACAACCAGACAAUCAGCUCGAGCUCUUCUUGCAAUAAGUGAUUAUUUCUCCAGGCUGAGAGCCCUCAGUUCUCUAUGGCUUGCCCGGCCAAGAGAGUGAAGUAUUUCAAAGCUCCAACAUAUAGCAUAUCUACAACAUAACAUGAACAUUUCAUUGAAUCUUCUGCACUAAAUGAAUUCAAUGGAAGCUGGUGUCAAUUGACAAUGAAUUCCUCUAGAAGCCUAAUUGUUGUGUUGUAACGUUAGAUAAUAUGAUUUUUCUUCUACUCUCCACCUGUAAUAUCUCCGCCUAUUGCUGGUGUGGUACAACAUUUUUCUUUAAGCUUUUAUGUGCUUUUUCAAUUAGUCUCAAAUAAUUUGAUUAUAUAAUAGGUGUAUGAUAGAUAGAGUUGAAGGCGAAAAUGUAGAAUAGUAUUUGUAUUUUAGGUUAAAGUUGUUCAUUGUAUUUCAUAAAUCAGCUUUAUUUGAGGGAGAUU